Molecule: messenger RNA, 1197 nt
Organism: Neltuma alba
Lineage: Eukaryota; Viridiplantae; Streptophyta; Magnoliopsida; Fabales; Fabaceae
Product: probable isoaspartyl peptidase/L-asparaginase 2
Exons: 4
Coding region: 37-1017 (326 amino acids)
Molecular function (GO): hydrolase activity
Source: RefSeq, a predicted model, not a curated record
CACGCUCCACACCUAGCUACGACGGCAGAGGUAGAAAUGGGGGGCUGGGCUAUAGCCGUGCACGGUGGCGCUGGUGUCGACCCUAAUCUCCCAGCCCACCGUCAAGAACAAGCCAAGCAACUUCUCACUCGCUGUCUCCAACUCGGCGUCUCUGCUCUAAAUUCCAAUCUUCCCGCCAUCGAUGUCGUUGAACUUGUUGUGAGAGAACUGGAAACGGAUCCACUGUUCAACUCGGGGCGCGGAUCUGCGCUGACAGAAAAAGGGACAGUGGAAAUGGAGGCCAGCAUCAUGGACGGUACAAAAAGAAGAUGCGGUGCAGUGUCGGGCGUUACCACCGUCAAGAACCCGAUAUCGCUGGCCCGCCUGGUCAUGGACAAAUCCCCUCAUUCCUACCUCGCCUUCUCCGGCGCUGAAGAAUUUGCCAGGCAGCAGGGUGUGGAAACAGUCGACAACGAGUACUUCAUCACUCCUGAAAACGUUGGCAUGCUCAAGCUGGCAAAGGAAGCGAAUGCUAUUCUGUUUGAUUACAGGAUCCCAUCGGCUGGCAACGAAACGUGUGGUGCGGGGGUAGAGAGUCCACUGCAAAUGAACGGACUGCCCAUCAGCAUAUACGCGCCGGAGACGGUGGGGUGCGUGGUGGUGGACGGACAGGGACGCUGUGCGGCGGGGACGUCGACGGGAGGGUUGAUGAACAAAAUGACAGGACGGAUCGGGGACUCGCCGUUGAUCGGUGCCGGGACAUACGCGGGCGAGGUGUGCGGCGUGUCGUGCACGGGAGAGGGGGAGGCCAUUAUAAGAGGGACACUGGCGCGUGAGGUGGCGGCGGUGAUGGAAUACAGAGGACUGAAACUUCAGGAAGCAGUUGACUUCGUGAUAAAGGAAAGGCUGGACGAAGGGAUGGCGGGUCUGAUUGCCGUGUCCAAGAGCGGCGAAGUUGCGUACGGCUUCAAUUGUAAUGGCAUGUUCAGGGGCUGCGCCACCCAGGAUGGCUUCAUGGAAGUAGGAAUCUGGGAAUAGAGAUUUAUGUGCUGCAUCUGUCACUAUGAUUCUAAUAUUAUUCCUCUUUGCGUUAAUUUGCUCUCUGCUGGUCUUAUAUCUUUCAUUGUUCCAAGCAGGGUCCUUCGGUUAGCUUUUUGUUCUCUGUAACGCAACAAUCUAAUGUUAAAUAACAGCUGUUUAAUUCUUUUCCUCACAAUA